CUACUGCAUCGAAAUUUAAGGCGGUACUUUUCUACCACAUCAGGAAAGGAGGGACCUCCUGGAGCUGAGAGCCUAAAAGGUCCUUACCCCCUCUCAAAGCACCAGGAAAGCGGGUGAGAAUUUGGAUGUCGAGCGGAAAAGUCCACGUCACCUGGCCAAUAUGCAACUAUGACGUCCUGCUCCGCACAAAUUCUUCAUGUUUCCAUAAAAUGAUCAUGGGUCUUCCUUAUAAUAUCUGCACCAUCCUUCUCUACGACUGGCAUCUCCCCAAACACACCCUCAAUCCAUGUCUUCAUCUCUCUUUCAUCGCCGCGUAGCAUCGUCUGCCCUUGCUUUGACUCAUCGCCAAGCCCUUCUGAGACAGGCAGCCACUCUCCAUAACUGCCGUACCUAUGCGACAACCACUGAAUCUAAGUCUGACCCACUUACUCCGGGUGCGGCUCCGCCACCAAUGAGUGGAGGCUCGGUCUUCCCUUGGGUCGUUGGUGCAAUCUUGCUUGGAGGAGGUUACUACUACUACACCGGUCAAGAGCAGCCUGCCAAUAAGAAAAGAAUAGAGAAGGACGCCAAGGUGCUGAAGAAGGACUCUAAAGAAGCCUUUGACAGGGGUGCCGACAAUGCCCAAGACAAGGCAGCUUCAUCUUAUGACCAAGGGAAACGUACUAUUCAGGAGUAUAAGUCCAAUGCCGAAUCUAAAGCCUCUCAAUUUCAAUCUUCCGCAACUGAUACACAGGACAAAGUUCACGAGACGUACGACUCCGCUAUGUCCAAGGCCAGAUCUGCAUACGGCGCCUAUGCUGCCAAAUUCAAUGCCGCUGAGCGCGAAGCGUGGAAUAAGCUGAGCAACGCAGAGAAGGAAGCCGCUAUCAAAUCUAGUGAGGUCAAGGAGCAGAGUAAAUGGUGGCUCAGCCGGUUAUGGCCUUGGGGUGAACCAUCGAAGGACGUAAAAGAUGAGGCGAAAGGCGUAUGGCAUACCACGAAAACUGAAGCACAGAGACUCAAAGACGAGCCAUUCCCUAAGGACAAUAAAUGAUGUACGACGGACGGAUUGUCCACCACGUAAUCCUAUUGCUACAACAAUGGCUGCUGAAUGCAAAAGACUGGUCAUUUGAGCCUCGGAAUAAUGGCUGGAUCUACAUUCAACGAGUCGAAAAUAGGCCAGAAGAAAAGCUAGUGAAUGAUGCUGGGCAAUUUGAUGUUCUGAACAAAAGAUACUCAUGUAGUGAUGAUGAAAACAACAAAAAUGAAAGGCUGCACAUU
Cantharellus anzutake is the source of this 1260-nucleotide messenger RNA. RefSeq lists its product as uncharacterized. Lineage: Eukaryota; Fungi; Basidiomycota; Agaricomycetes; Cantharellales; Hydnaceae. The transcript is spliced from 3 exons. The coding region runs from base 287 to 1033 and encodes 248 amino acids. The record is from RefSeq and is a predicted model, not a curated record.